AUAUAUUGCAACGGAACAUGGGAUACAUGGCUGUGUUGGCCACCAACAAAAGGUGGUAUGAAAGUGAAAUUACCAUGUCCAGACCGUCCUGGGCUCAUUCCAACAAAUUUUGCCCAUCGGACAUGUGGACCAAUGGGAAAGUGGGAGGGAAGAACGAAAAAUGAUUACAGCAUGGAAAAUGGUUAUUCCAAUUAUAUGGAUUGUUAUACAGAAGAGGCUAAAGAAAUAUAUUAUAAAUAUUUUGCCAACAAAUCCGACGCACAGAAGCAGUUACUGUAUGAUAUAGUUAGCAGUACCAGAACUUUAGAAAUAUGUGGUUUAGCUUUAUCUAUGGUGACAACAUUUAUAUCUUUAAUUAUAUUUAUGUACUUUAGGCAAUGUAAUCGAACGAGGAUUCAUAAGAAUCUAUUUGUGUCUAUAUUGGUUCAGGUUUUGAUUGAAUUGAUCCAGUAUGUCGAUCAGGAAAUUGCACGAUCCAGUCUUGGUGAAAAUGAUGAUAAUUCUAUAUCUAACACACCAGUAUUCUGUGAAGUAGUGUACGCUUUAAUAGAAUAUACCAAAACAGUCAAAUUUAUGUGGAUGUUUAUAGAAGGAUUUUAUUUACAUAAUUUAAUAGUAGUCUCAGUUUUUACUGGUAGACCAUCCUAUCCAUUAUAUUAUUUUUUAGGAUGGGGAGUUCCCAUGGUAUUAACAAUAGCCUGGUAUAUUCAUUAUGUUCUGUUUUUUUUUUCUAUUUAUAGAUGUUGGUACGCCUAUUAUAAUAUGCCAAUAAUUUGGAUUAUAGAAGCUCCACGUGUAGCAGUUAUCCUGGUGAAUAUGUUAUUUUUAUUAAAUAUUAUACGUGUAUUAAUUUUAAAACUGAGAGAAAGUCAUACCAAUGAAGCAAACCGAGUGAGAAAAGCGGUAAAAGCAGCCAUAGUUCUUCUACCAUUAUUAGGAAUAACAAAUUUUGUUGUCAUGAUCGACCCUGAUACAGAAGAUCUAGUAAGCUUUGGUGCCUGGGCCUUCAUUUCACAUUUUUUAAUAUCAUUUGAAGGCUUUUUCAUUUCAUUAAUUUACUGCUUUUUAAACGGAGAGGUAAGCAUUAUUUUUCAUUAUUGGUAG
This is a messenger RNA of Lottia gigantea (owl limpet), 1104 nucleotides long. RefSeq lists its product as hypothetical. Gene Ontology annotation, biological process: adenylate cyclase-modulating G protein-coupled receptor signaling pathway; cell surface receptor signaling pathway. The transcript has 9 exons. Lineage: Eukaryota; Metazoa; Mollusca; Gastropoda; Lottiidae. The record is from RefSeq and is a predicted model, not a curated record. Gene Ontology annotation, cellular component: plasma membrane. Gene Ontology annotation, molecular function: G protein-coupled peptide receptor activity. The annotation marks the transcript as partial.